Messenger RNA from Saxophila tyrrhenica, 987 nucleotides. RefSeq lists its product as uncharacterized. Gene Ontology annotation, molecular function: NAD binding; NADP binding; 3-hydroxyisobutyrate dehydrogenase activity. The record is from RefSeq and is a predicted model, not a curated record. The coding region runs from base 1 to 987 and encodes 328 amino acids. Gene Ontology annotation, biological process: L-valine catabolic process. Lineage: Eukaryota; Fungi; Ascomycota; Dothideomycetes; Mycosphaerellales; Extremaceae. The transcript is spliced from 5 exons. Gene Ontology annotation, cellular component: mitochondrion.
AUGGGAUCUACAGCAGGACCUCCUGAUGCCACAUAUGGCUUCAUCGGUUUGGGAAACAUGGGGUUUGGCAUGGCGAAGAACGUUCGACAAAAGAUCCCCUCCUCGUCCAAAAUGAUUGUGUGUGAGCUCAACAAGUCGGCCCGGGAUGAGUUUUGCAAUACCAUCGAAGGUACCCUUGAGACGGCGGAAAGCCCAAAGGAGAUUGCUGAGAAAUGUGACAUCAUCAUCUCAUCUCUUCCCAACGCAAAAGCCGUAGAGAUUGUCUACCUGGAUCCAUCCACUGGACUCCUCGCCGGCUGUUCCAAGGACUCCAAGAAACUUUUCCUCGAGACCUCGACAAUCGAAGCAACAGCAUCACUAGGAGUCCUCAAGAAGGUCCAAGAAGCGGUCCCGUCGGCAGAAUUUCUCGAUGCUCCGGUCUCAGGGGGCAUCCCCCCGGCUCAUGCUGGUACUCUCACGUUCAUGGUUGGUGGACCUGAGGAUGUCUUCGAGAAGGCGAAGCCGAUUAUGUCGACUAUGGGCAAGGCUGAGAACUUGAUUCUUUGCGGCGGGUCUGGGGCUGGUCUUGCCACGAAGCAGAUUAACAAUUACAUUGCUUAUUGCAGUUAUGUUGCUUUGUGUGAAGGCAUGAAUACUGGACUCAAGUUUGGGCUUGAUCCCAAGACACUGAACAACGUCAUCAACGCAAGCAGCGGCCAAUGCUGGAACUCGAUCCACAUGAACCCCGUCAAGGGCGUCUGCGCCAACUCCUCAGCAUCGCGAGACUUUAAGGGCGGUUUCAAAGUCGAGCUCGCACAGGGCGUUACUCGCCAGAUGACGAAGCUGAUGGAGGAAGUUGGAGCGAAGUCGAUGUUUGGUCCUGUCAUGGACGAUAUCUGGGCUCGGGCGGUAGAGUCUCCGAUGUGCAGGGAGCAGGAGUCGAGGAGUAUUUUCAGGUUAUUUGCGGAGGAGAAUGGAAGUUCGUUGGGCAAAGUUAAGGUAGAGUAG